AUGCAGUCUAUGCAGCAGAUGGUCAGCAAGGGCACCGCCUGCUAUCAGAGCGGCGACCUGAUUGCGGCGUCUCGUCAAUUCAGACAACUCCACCCCCCACCAUCAUCUAUUAUUCCUGGAUAUGGCUAUUUGCUGACUCUGUCUCACCUUCUGUUCCGUCAGGCUGCCCAAAGCUGCAAGUGUGAAGUCGGCAAGCCGAAUCUAGAGUGCAAAUGCAUCGACUUCCUCCAAGCCUGCCAUGACCACACACUGAGCGAGGCGUUGCGCCAGUCUUGCACGUGCCCCCGACGGGCCGCCAAACGCUGCAAAGAUGAGUCGCACGCCGUGGCUCUCGGCAGCCUCGUCUUGGUCUGUAUCAAGACAAAAGACUACAAGUUGGGCCUCAUCUAUGGCCAAAACCUCAUACGCAUUGCACCUCGAGAUCCGCGGGGCUAUCUCAGACUGGGUCAACUCUUGCGUCUAACAAAGAAGCAGGCCACCGCACUGGCUGUAUACCAGCAGGGAAUCGCACUGGUGGCGCGCGCAAACCCUCAGCACCCGGGCCUCGUCGCUCUGCAAGAGCAGGAGAAGACUACUUCCAAAGCAUUGAUACAGAUCGACCCUGUGCAUGUUCUUCCCACUGAGCUGUUCAUCCAGGUUUUGCGCAAUCUUAAAACGAAGAACUAUUGCGGCAUUCUUCGAGUUUCCAAGUCAUGGAAGACAUUCAUAGAGCGGACUCGGGGACUCUGGACGGAACAAGAAUUCUACGUCAACGCCAGAAUACGGCCCACCAGACUCGUACCGCCUUCCAAACCCAUACCGGCUUUUAGACUCGUACCGGCUUCAACCAUACAGAAGUGCUUGGUGACAUAUCCCGGCGGUCAGCUUCAAUCACUCACCAUCCGGGACUGCGCCGCGUUCCCUCUUUUGAUCAAUAAGUUGGCAACGAUUCUACGCGCAUGCCCUCAUCUACGUCACCUCUCUCUGGCUGGCUCGGCCGCACUAAGGACAGGUUACGUCCGCCCCGAGUCAUACAAGGGUCCCCAAUUAAAAACAUUGUACCUGGGCCCAAAUUUGACGAUAGACAACGAUGUUGUGCAAUACCUAAUGCCCAACAAUUGUGAGUCUCUUGAGGAACUCAGUCUGCUCGGAAUGCCUCAAGGACCCUUCUUCCUCGACCCAGCUGGACCGCAGUAUCCGCGACUACACACACUCCGACUUGCAGGUCCUUCAAAUCAAGGCCCGUACCCCAUCUGUAUGCUCACGAUUGCGCACAUGGCCCCGAGUAUUCAGGUGGUAUCCCUUGACAGGGUAUCGUUGUACUUCCACGAAUGGCAAGAUGUAGCAACCAUCAAUCAGUGGCAUAACCUGAAAAGUCUUUCCAUGGGCAAAGAUAUAGCAUUGGAUAUGUCUCGUAACUUUCCCACGGUUUUGGUGAAGACACCUUUCCUUCCAGAGGAACUCGAAGAACUUGUUCUUACGAAUACAGCACUCCGUUGGAACUUUAGUUGGGAACCUGAAAGACCGCUGGAAUGGGGCCAGUGGGUGGUGCAGCCACCACAUUCACCCAAGCCAUACUUCCCCUCUCUGAAGACGCUUGUUGUUCGUGACAUGGAUCACCACGCACCAAAGUGUCAUGAUAAGUGGAAAUCUUUGAUUGCGCCGUCAGUCGCAAGCGACAAGCUCCGGCAUCUUGAAAUAUGCCCCUUUCCAUGGCCCCUCGUGCGCGACCUGGACCAAACUAGACAGUGGCUGGAGCCAGAAGCAGGCGCAACUGGCAUCACCGCACUAGGCAUCAGCUGCCUCAUGGCGUCGGUCGGCCAUGAAAUUGACGAUGCCGAUGAUGCCUUGCUUCAACUCGUUCAACUCUUCCCCAAUCUGCGGGACUUGGAUAUCAAUCAAGAGCCUAUUGGACUUUCGACGCUGGCCCGUAUACUUGAAGCUGGUGUGGACCGAAUCUAUCAUCGGCAGGGCGCAGCGAUGCUGACUCUGAAGGAAUGGGCGCAAUCCAAGGGCAAAGAUGUGAUACAUGGGAGCAUGCCGAGGUCAUCCUUGGUCUUGUGA
This is a messenger RNA of Pestalotiopsis fici W106-1, 2043 nucleotides long. RefSeq lists its product as uncharacterized. NCBI's taxonomy places the organism in Eukaryota, Fungi, Ascomycota, Sordariomycetes, Amphisphaeriales, Sporocadaceae. The transcript has 3 exons. The record is from RefSeq and is a predicted model, not a curated record. Bases 1 to 2043 code for a protein of 680 amino acids. Gene Ontology annotation, molecular function: protein binding.